AUGUGUAAACCCUAAGCCCAGAAAAAAAAGUGUUUAUGAAGUGAGAAAGCAAAACAAAGCAAAGGGAAGGAGAAAGGGGAAGCAGAAUCAGCGUGAUGGCGAGAAACUGGGUGGUUCGAUCCUUGGCGCUUCGUCACGCAAUGAAGAAUAGGGUUCUCCCACUCUCCUUCAACCGAAUUCUUCCCUCACUCCCAUCAAAAUCCUCUCUCUUAGCCACCACCGCCGCCGCCACUGCCUCCUCUCAGCUCUCCCUCCUCCCCUCCUUCCACCACUCUCGCUCCCUCUCCUCCGCCUCAGCUCCUUCCGACGUUGUCCUUGUUAAUUCCGAGGAAGAGUUCAACAAUAUCCUUACCAAAGUCCGAGAUGACUCGUUGCACGCGGUCUUCUAUUUCACUGCGGCUUGGUGUGGACCUUGCAGGUUUAUUUCACCUAUCGUUGGGGAGCUCAGUAAGAAGUACCCUCAUGUAACAACAUAUAAGAUUGACAUUGAUCAGGAAGCACUUCAAGGCACACUGGGCAAGUUGCAGAUUUCAUCUGUGCCAACACUUCAUUUCUUUCAGAAUGGGAAAAAGGCUGAUGAGCUUAUAGGUGCUGAUGUUGCGCGAUUAAACUAUAUCACAGAGAAACUCUUCAAGAAGGACUGACUUUGAUUUUGGCUGAAUGGACGAUGAAGUGCAAAAUGAUUGAACUGUGGCUGCUUGGAGUAUGUCUAGGCGUCCCUCUUGAUAUGCUGGUGUCAAUGUCUUGGUUUAAUAUUGAAGUGUUUUGUGUAGGUCUUUAGGACAUGGGAUAUUUGUUAUACGUAAUGUUUUUAUAGAAGGAAUAUUGAGAAGUUGAAAAUUCUUAAAAUUGACAUCAUUCUAAUUUAUCUUCUAUAUGAUACUUAAUUGUUGUUUUGUAGGA
Molecule: messenger RNA, 903 nt
Organism: Glycine soja
Lineage: Eukaryota; Viridiplantae; Streptophyta; Magnoliopsida; Fabales; Fabaceae
Product: thioredoxin O2, mitochondrial-like
Exons: 7
Coding region: 96-644 (182 amino acids)
Source: RefSeq, a predicted model, not a curated record